Messenger RNA from Cladocopium goreaui, 1323 nucleotides. NCBI's taxonomy places the organism in Eukaryota, Dinophyceae, Suessiales, Symbiodiniaceae. The record is from the annotation of a GenBank genome assembly.
AUGAAAGCUCGGACAGCAAUGUACAGAAAUGGUGAUGUCACCCGCAAACGCAUUGCAUUUCACUUUGUGAAGCCUGGCCAAAAGAGUCAUGGCAAACAGCGCUGCUACCGCACUGCACCAAGGAUUUCCAACUUCGAACGCUUGGGUUGGACGCGCUCCACGGAUGAGGACUUCGACGUGUACUGGGCCUCCGUUCAUAAUGUUCGAGGGCUUUUCAAUCCAGAAAAUUUGUCCAAACGUCUCCGAGAUGGUCAGGUUGUGAACCACUUUCCCAACCACUAUGAGCUUACCAGAAAGGACCUAAUGGCAAGGAACAUCAAGCGCUACCGACGUGAGCGAGAACGGCAGGAGCAGUUGGCUGUGGCAGAUGGCAUGGACCUGAACCCAAGAAAGAGAGGUCAAUCAGAGCCAAAUCUCGCAAGCUUUGAAAGAGUACCGUUGGAGUGGGUCCCAGCGACUUACUCCCUUCCGAACGACUAUGCUUUGUUUGUCGAGGAGUUUCGGAAGAGUCCAAACUCAACAUGGAUUGCAAAACCAACAGGUAAAGCACAGGGCCGUGGAAUUUUUCUGGUCUCAAAACUGAACCAACUCAAAAGGUGGUCGAAUCCUGGCCAGAAGGAGAAAAACCAACAAGGUCAGCCACUUCCCUUUCGGGAACCGUACAUCAUCUCACGUUACAUCAGCGAUCCAUUACUUGUGGGGGGCAAGAAGUUCGACAUGAGGCUGUAUGUCCUGGUCACCAACUACAAACCAUUGAAGGUCUUCUUGUACCGUGGUGGCUUUUGUCGUUUUUGUGUCGAGCAGUAUAGCACAGAUGUUGCGGAGAUCGACAACAUCUUUGUGCACCUGACCAAUGUAGCCAUCCAGAAACAAGCAGAGGAUUACAAUGAACAACAUGGAGGGAAGUGGGCGAUCAGCGACCUGAUGCUCUUCAUUGAAAGCACGCGAGGAAGAGCUGCCAGUGACAAGCUUGCAUCAGAUAUGGAGCAAAUCAUAGUCCAUUCAUUGAAGGCUGUCCAGAACGUCAUUGUGAAUGACAAGCACAGUUUCGAGAUGUAUGGCUUUGAUGUCCUAAUCGACAAGGAUUUGAGGCCGUGGCUCUUGGAAGUCAAUGCUUCGCCUUCAAUGACAACUACAACUGAGGAUGAUCGGCUUCUAAAGUUGCGGCUCAUCAACGAUGCUCUAAACAUCGCCAUCAGCGAAAAACGUGGACCGCCUGAAGGCAUAGAUGAUGAGUUUCCCACGGUGCUUGGGGACUUUGCAUGUAUCUUUGAUGAGAAGCCAAAACAUGAGAAACGACCUCCUCCUCCUCCUCCUCCUCGU